AUGCAGCAGCACCAGCGCGCGGGCACGCCAACGCCCACCGCUGACGGUGGACGCAGCCCAGCACAUUUGGAUUCGCACCGUAUGGCUUCAUCUUGCCUCUACAGCAAUAAAGUCGCAGCAAUGUCUUGCGCAGAAUCUGAUGGGAGCAUUCACAGUUGUGCAGAAAUGAAUGACGAUCGCUCACAUGGAUGUAGCCGACAUGAGCAAUGUGACAUCCUACAGCACGAAAGGGCCGGGCCUUCCACUGCUAUUCAGGAGAAGCCAACCUGCGGAGAUACAAAACAGAAGCUUGAAGGGGACGAUAACAAUGACACAGAAAGACAACAGUCGCGCAUCUGUGUUCUCAAGCCGAGAGCAGGAUGCGACAGUGUUAGCGAGACAGGAGGCCCCGGUCUCACUAAACUGAGGGACCGCCAGACUGAAAACCGUGUUCUUCCCAAAUGGACCUUCGCAAAUUGUACCGCCAUUGACGUUUUUCCAAUGUCUUAUGAUUUCGAGCCCUUGUCGGUGCACAGUGACACCAAUGGAUUAUGGGUGCUCGUGUAUUCGAAGGCCGGCGCCCUCCGCAUCAUCCGCUGCUCACCCAAACCAGGAAGCCGACAGUCCGAUCUAACAGUAUCUGCAAAGGAACUGGUGGACCACUGGGAGACCAAGGCAGUGCUGCAUAUUAAUGGUUGGCCAAAGCUCCCGAAACGCCCCCAGGGAGAGAUCGGCUUCGUGCGUGUUGGAGAUGAGUCGCUGCUUCUGGUCGGGGAGGCAGAAAGCCUUGAUUCGAAGCAGGCUACUCGACUGGUUGCACACUCCGUCGGGCAUAGGGACGAGACUCAUUGUAACAACACUGCAGCAGAGGUCGAGUUCGAACACCUCACAAAGUGGCCGGUUGGCCAGGGAACAGCAGCACCUAGGCCUCGAUCCUACUACAGUGUAACUCCCGAUGAGCAAAGCCAAAGCUUCCUUUUGUUUGCAGGAGCAGCAGCUGCUGGAUGCCAGAAAGGAGAAGAGGUCUCCGGUUCCCUUGAAGAAUUCCUGCCGUCCUCUUGGGACAUUUUUGAUGAUUUGUGGAGUUUCUCUAAGCUCUCGCGCCAGUGGCAUAGACUCUUUAUAGUAGCUUCUACUGAAGAAGACGGGCUGGUUGUGAACGAGUGCCCUACAUUUCAGUGGCCUCCUGCACGUGCUGGACACUCAGCGGCAGUGUGGGGAGGGUAUAUGUGGGUGUUUGGCGGCUACACAAAGCGCAUAAAAGGCGCUGGAUGCUCAGAGAAUGGAGUGGCUGUAGAUGAUCUCUGGUGUUGGGACAUCGAAGGGAACUCUUGGCGGCAGAUCCGCCCAUUAGGCAAAGCACCCGCGCCGAGGUAUCGCCAUGCGAGCUCCUUCGUUUCUGGUCUUUUCCUCAUUUAUGGAGGUGCAGCGGCUGAUGGGCCAGUGGCCCCUGAAGAAACUCUGUACGCUGCGAACGUCGCGGACUUAAGGGCAGCCGUAUGGACACGUGUGACCAUCCUCGACGCUCUACCUCCAACUCAGUUCUUUCUUGGCAGUGCUGUCUGUUAUUCAAAUCGCGAUAAAAUGGACAAUGAAUUGUUUUUUAUAUACGGGAAAUCUGAUGCUUUUUUAAUUUCUGAAAAUGUGCUAGAGAGGAUAGAUAACGGUUGCAGAGCAAGGCCCUGCGAGGGAGCACCGGUUGGCGCCCACACGCAAGAAAGGGGCACGAGCAAUCAAGGAACAUACAGGAGGCAACGUCUUGACACAGCGGACAAGCCAUGCCCGCCGAGGGAAUUUCGUUUAUCUUCUGUCCCUCCGGUAGAAGUCGGAGCACGGAGCAGCAUACUGAGGGCUUCAACUGAAGAUCCUAUAACACAGGGCGAUGAGUCACUAAGAAACAGCGGGCUGGAAGGGGAGCCGCGCAUUUGCAACCCCAUAGGUCUUCAGAUCCUGGUCACCCCCAUGGUGAGAUCUGCUCAGCCUGCGCUGACUGCUGCGGGCGCAGGUACUGCAGUUCGGGUUCGGGAGCCGCGGAAGGAUCUGUUCACCGCUAACCAAAAAGCUCACUGGAAGCCUUGUCUCUCCUUGCGCUCUUCAGUAGCUCCUGUUGUUUUCCGCCCACGGUGCCGUGUGCAGCGAUGCCCCGAUCAAGACAAAGGGCAGCUACAGGGUCCUUGUGCUGCCUUGGCUCAGAAGCCUCACCGUCAGAUGGCAGGUGGCUAUCCUCCAAAGGCCUCCACUGCAGCUUUGCAACAAGCAAACCCUGCUGUCUAUCCACCGCAGCGAGAAAUACAGGGCUCAACAAUGCUGAGGAAUCAGGCCUACACAACGGAAACGUGGGCGGCCUCAGAACGAAUGCUGCAGCAAAGUCUUCGUGCGAUAAACCAGCAAAAACGGCAAGUAACUGAAAGGUAUGCAGGCAAUUCAUUGAUUGCAAAGAGAUCUGCACAUCUUGAGACACCGAUGCCUCUCUUACAACACCUGUCUUUUCGUUCUCCAGCACCUCAUGAUGAAGCCUCACGCUCCGCUAGGAGCAUUAUGGGGGACUCCGUGAUGCAUGAUGGAUUGACGUUUGGCACUGGCAGUGUAACCAGAGCUUCAUUCUCUGGUCGCCGGUGGCGUCCGCUGGCUUUGUCUUCAGCUUGUGCAGCGCGGCGGUCAUUUUCUGGUAUGCCUUUGCCUGUCCCAAUAGAAAAUUAUGCUCAACUGCCGCCGGUUGAAACAAAAGCUUCCCUAGUCCAAAGUGAAGCAAGCUGCAUUGCAUUCACGGAGCAGACAGGCCCUUCAGAACCCCGCCCUGCUGCAGUUACCGGAGCACAGUCGUUGGGCAUCAACAGUGUGAAGGGCGAAAAUUCAAGGCUUGUGGUAGGGCCGACUGUACCUCCUGGAGCAGGUUACACAGCAGUAGCUGUUGCAGCAGCCCCUACAACAACAACAACAGUUACAGCUGCUACAGCGGCACCUGCUGCACCAGCUGAUGAAGCAUCAAAGCACAAGCUUUACCCUCUGGGUACUUUGAGUUCCAGCCAGAUUGCUGAAGAAGCCUCCCUCCCGGUGCAUUCCCAUUAUGCCGUUCAGCAGUCAGGUCCACGGAGAGUUGAUGGGCUGACGGCCCUCAUGUUUUGGGCCACCUCGACUUCCAGCGCCUACAGACGCAGCUCCACAGAAAACGCGACGGCGGGGGGCUCUAGCCGGGAAAACAGCAACGGCAGCGUUUCCCAAUUCACUAGCCAGGGAAACAGCAGCAGCAAGACCAAGGCGGAUGGAAACAGGGACUCAGAAGCUACCUGCACCCAAUGCAGUAUCGACGGCGACUUUGCCUGCCAGGGCCCACGUCGCAGCUCUUUGCCUCCACUGUCGACUACUUCAAGGCUCCGUCAUUCGCCUCAAAGUCAAGAGCAACGCCUUGCAGCCAUGUUCUAUUCUUCACAGCUAUCAGCUGCUAGUGCUCCAGCUCAGCGCUGUAGCGCAGAACGGGCUUCUCUCCCGCCUCUGCCUUAUUCGGUCAGUAUGAAGCCCCCUGCGGCUGCUGACGCCCCUAAAUCAAUGGUGGCACGGCGAGUGGCUGCUCACGCCUUUGUUGCCGAGCCGACGGGGCCGACGGGUGAUGGGGGCCUCUCCUUCCCUCGUCCCGCCAGGAAAAUGAAAGCCUCCAGCAGUACCAAAAUGCGGCGAUCGGGCACCAACAGCAAGCCAAAAGCCAAGACUGGAGCUGAGGGUUCUGGAAAGGAGAAGCGGAGAGAUGCCCAUAGUGCUGGGGCAAUGCGGCGCCAAUCCAGCAGCAAUUCGCGUCAGCAGCUUAGGGCCACUGCUGCACCCGUCCGGCGAGCCCGCAAAAGGGCUCCCUCGCAGCGGCUAGCUGCUGCAUCAACAGCCGGUAGGGGUGCAAGUCUCAUGCCGACUCGGAAGGUAAGCCGAGAAGGCAACGGUCACACACAAGUUGGAUACUGCUUAACAAAAAUAAAGCCAGCCCUUCAGGGCCCCCGCAGAUUCAGUACCAUCCCCAGGAUGCCAUCUUCACUGGCGCAACUAGAGGAUUCGCUUCUGAGGCGGAUGGUCGGCUGGCCUCCCGAAGCGAUCGCUGCUGUGCUGAUGCAAAAAGUCAACAUGUCACUCGAGCCAAUGCAUAGACGCCGACUUAGCAGCGUGAAGCACAAAUCUACGCAAAAAAUGUAA
Molecule: messenger RNA, 4155 nt
Organism: Eimeria tenella
Lineage: Eukaryota; Apicomplexa; Conoidasida; Eucoccidiorida; Eimeriidae
Exons: 1
Coding region: 1-4155 (1384 amino acids)
Molecular function (GO): protein binding
Source: RefSeq, a predicted model, not a curated record